UCAGACAGUGAGAGGAAGGCCCAGAUAACGCUUGGUCUUGCAUUCUCUCUCUCUCUCUCUCUCUCUCUCUCUCUCUCUCACUAGGUAGGAGAAGGAGGGCAAGGCGAGCGGGCCCCUUUCUUUCUUGCUCUCUUUGCUGGUUUGCUUGUUGCUAGUCGUAAAUUUCCCUUCUUUCUUCUGAUUCAGGCUACCCCACGUGCUCUCUCUCUGUGAUUCAUCGAUAACCCCACUUUCUUCCCUCUCUUAGCUUUCCCAGCCUUAUUUAUUGUACUCAUUUGCCCACCCACUGUCACCAACCAUUUCCCAGUCCUUGAUCCCAUUUCUCUCUCCCUCUCUCCCUCUCUUUCUCCUUUACUCCGUGUCGCUUUGUCUUCUUUCCCAAGUGGGUAGAUCUCUGAAAUUAAGCGGGGGUUUUUCAGAUUCGAAGCGAGUUCCAGUUGAUUUCGACUGUUGGGAUUUAAGCAUUCGAGUCGGUGCAGCCAUUGCAAUAUUUGAUCCUCACACAAAUCUGUGAUUGAGGGCACGAGGAGGUCCUCUUCCGGUUCUGGGUUUAGGACUGCAUAACAUUUGCGGAGUGAAAAAUGUUGAAUAAGAUGGUUUAAAGGCCAGAAAAUCAUACAUUAGGUCGUUUGAUAAAAGAAAAAAUGCCCAAGAUGAUCAGCAAACCGCUGUUGCUGACUUAUUUUUACCUGUUCAUCUACAUUCUGCUUUCGUCCGGCGUUAUAUUGUACAACAAGUGGGUUCUGUCUCCAAAAUACUUCAAUUUUCCAUUACCCAUCACUACAAUGAUUCAUAUGGGAUUUUCUGGACUAGUAGCAUUUUUACUUGUUCGUGUUUUCAAGGUUGUAGCUCCUGUCAAAAUGACAUUUGAAAUAUAUGCAACAUGUGUAAUUCCAAUCAGUGCGUUCUUUGCAUCAAGUCUUUGGUUUGGAAACACUGCUUACUUGCAUAUUUCAGUGGCGUUCAUCCAAAUGCUUAAAGCUCUAAUGCCAGUGGCUACUUUUAUCAUGGCUGUAUUGUGUGGCACUGACAAACCAAGGUGCGAUGUGUUCACAAACAUGUUGCUGGUCAGUGUUGGAGUUGUCAUUUCCUCAUACGGGGAGAUUCAUUUUAAUGUAGUUGGUACAGUGUACCAGGUUACGGGCAUCUUUGCAGAAGCUCUUAGACUGGUCUUAACACAAGUCCUUCUACAGAAGAAGGGCUUGACUCUAAAUCCAAUCACCAGUUUGUACUAUAUCGCCCCAUGCAGUUUUGUCUUCCUGUUUGUGCCUUGGUUGUUACUUGAGAAGUCUGCAAUAGAAUAUUCACAGUUUCAGUUCAACUUCUGGAUCUUUUUCUCCAAUGCUCUUUGUGCUUUGGCUUUGAACUUCUCCAUAUUCUUAGUAAUUGGUAGAACUGGAGCAGUUACCAUCCGGGUUGCUGGUGUUCUGAAAGACUGGAUAUUGAUUGCCCUUUCAACUGUUAUAUUUCCAGAGUCUAUUAUAACCAGGCUGAACAUAAUCGGUUAUGCCAUAGGGCUGUGUGGUGUUGUCAUGUACAAUUACAUAAAGGUCAAGGAUGUUCGUGCAUCUCAGCUACCUUCUGAAAGCAUUCCUGAGAGAAUUUCGAAGGAUUGGAAGAUGGAGAAAAAGUCCUCUGAUAUUUUUAUCCCUGGAGGGGCUGGUUCAGCCUCUGAUGAUGUUGAUGAAGAAACACCCUUAACUCAAUCAACAAGGUUGUCUCACAUUGGACGAACACAGGCUGGCAACUAUGCCGCAUGAUUCACGAACUCGCGUGUAGAUUGAUGUUUGGAAAAGGAAAGUCCAGAAACGGAGUAUGCAGAUUCUUUUCAAACUCUAGACCCUUAAUUCUUUCCAGGGAACAGACUUUAAAGCGCUGAACCACGGGGGCAGUUCGUUGUAUUACUUUCGGUUUUAGGAAGUGAAUGCAUGAUUUGCCGGUUGAAUUUUGUAGAUGGUAGCUUAUGACCCAUGGUCAUCGGGUGAACAAGCUCACCAUUAAUUUGUCAAGAGCCUUGACGAAUUACGCAUUUCUCCUUGUUAUAUGUAGUCCAGGUAGUAAUGGAGAAACCCAAAGUUUAUCAUGCGGCGGUCUGUCUGUUCUCUGUAUUUUUUCUGUUGCUGGAGUUUUGUGGUUAGAACAUGAGCUCUGAUUCAUGAGUAGUCUCAGAUGUUACGAAUUGAUUCUCAAUUGCGAGUUAUAUUUUUUUGGAUAAACUGCUACUUA
Molecule: messenger RNA, 2226 nt
Organism: Malus domestica (apple)
Lineage: Eukaryota; Viridiplantae; Streptophyta; Magnoliopsida; Rosales; Rosaceae
Source: RefSeq, a predicted model, not a curated record